UGCUCGGCGGCGGCCGCGGCGCCCGGGAAUGGCGGCGGUUUUGGAGCUGCUGCUGAGCGAGGAGGUGGCGGUCGGCGCCGUGGUGCGGUGGCUGCGGCGCGCGCCGGGACAGCGCCCGGCUGAGGAGAAUCACAUCCAUGACAAGCUGGUAUCGUUCAGUUUGCUUCAGAAAGACUUUGUGCCUUUUCUGCUGAAUUUUUUAAGGGAGCAGACCAGCCAGAUACUGACUAAUGGACCCUCCACUCCUGCUAAAACUCCCAAUUCCAAGGCCCACAGGAGCCAAAGGACAGGACCAGAAAGGAGAGCAGGCCACGCGACUAGCAGCCGAGUGCAGCUCUUUUCCCAAAGGACUUCGGUGUCGGUGACCUCCUGCACCACAGACACCAGCUUUUCUCCCGCUGCUGCAUCCAGCGGUUCCUCUUCCUGUUCUGGGUCGAACCUGUCGAGCCCUUGCAGUGACUUCCCCAGCGUGGUGUCCAGUAGCAGCCCGAGCUUUGGGUACAGCCCUGUGCUCACCCACAGUGAGAAGCGCUCAGCUCAGAAGGCCAGUCUGGGGAACUUCCUCGCUGCUGCACCAGAGGCCUUGCCGGCAAGGCGGGGCAGGAGGAAGGGCAGCAGCUCUGUCAGUGCCGCUGGCCGACAGGUUGUUCGGGACCUGGGGCGGUCCUUGGCCGAAGAGGAAGAUGGAAAGAAUGAAAGUGCAUCAUGGAGUGGAGGGAGAAGGAAGCGGAGUGAAGUGCCUCUUGUUGCUGCUAGAUCCCCUCCUAGCCAGCUGAAUCUUAACAACCUAGAGGAGUUCCCACCCAUGGGUACUGCCUCUGGCUGGACAAACAAAAGCAAGCCCUCAAGGCGAAUCAACCCAACUCCUGUGAGUGCUGAACGCCCUCUUUCAAAGCCAAAGAUGUGCUUCACUUCAACGCCUGUCAGCCAGUCUCCAGCUGCUCGAUUUUCAGCUGGGUCAAGCUCUGAGGCCUUUACCACUGUACAAGAGGGAAGCCCAACUUCUGUGAUAAGCAGCAGCCUUCAAGAGGAGAGGGAGAUGCUGAAGAAAGAACGAUGCAAGUUGCUGCACCAGACAUCUUCUCCUGCAGGGAUAUCUCCUGAUCCUGGGACUCCUACUAAGCCCACUUACACUCGCAGUGCUAGUCUUCCUUCUGAAAGCCAUCUGGUGACCUGUGCAGAUCCUGCAAAAGUUUCCUGCAAGAAACAGUUGGAGUGUCUGGCACAGCUCUACUCAUCGUGUAUAGCAGAAAACCUGGUACCAAAUAUUUUCCUGGAGAUUUUUUUUGUUCUGCAACUGUUGACAUCUAAAGGAACUUCUGCUUCAGAGGAAGAAGAGAGUGACCUUGAAGUCAGUGAAGGAAGUAAAGAUGUAUCAAGGAGACAGCACUUCCGAAGUGUGCACAAUUGCGUUUAUUUCGCUGUUCAGGUCUUGGAUUAUCAAUAUGAAAUUAUUUCCCAUUUAGAAAAGGGGACACUGAAGUUCUUGGCUGAAAAUGAACGGAUUGCAACUUUUUCUCCCACCCUGCAUGAGAGGCUCAAGCAGGCAUAUGAAAGCAGCACUGCCAAGGUGUCUCUGCUGCUGCCAUGCUCUGUGCAAUCUGUUUCUUUCCAGCCAGAAACUGACAAUCGUUCUAACUUUCCCAGUGACAGAGCAUUUCACAUAUUUAAGAAACAAAGGGAUAUCUUUUAUGAACUGCUGCGUGAAUGGGAGGAUAACCAUGAAAAACCUGGCUGGGACUUUGAAAGAGUUCUGGGCAGCAAGAUCAGGGCCAUGAUGGCUCACCUGUCUGCAACCUGCAACCACAGCCAUUUUGCCAGGCUCUUUCAGAAGCAGCUCACCCAGAUGUGUAAAGAUCCUAUUGGUGGUGGUGCGAGCUGGGGAGACACCCCAGACCAGGAUGUCCUUAAUAUGCUGGGUCCUGAUAAUCUGAGCCGUCUGAAGAGGUUGCAGGAAAGAUUUGUUGUUCCUCAGAGCAUCAGGGGACCUUGCCCACCCCCUUCAUUCCCAGGGUGCCAGCAGUUCUUCAGGGACUUCAUCCUCAGCGCAGGAAGUUACCAGUUCAAUCAGCACCUGGUGGAUAGCCUGUGCUUGAAGAUACUUGAGCUAGAUGGCCUUACUCUGGUGGAGCAUGAGCACAGUGAUGGGGAAACAGAUAUGGAUGAACAGGAUGAAAAGAAGCGUUUCACUGUGGUACUGUUAAGCUUGAGACUCCUUGCCAAGUUCCUGGGCUUUCUUGUAUUCUUGCCAUAUCGCACUGUGGAACAACCAACUAGAGACCUGCAAGACACUGCAGUAGCAUUGAGGAACCAAACUUUGCCUGUACUGGACAUAUUGAAGCUUCUGAGACGAUCCAUUCGGAAUCAGCGUUCUGUCCUCACUAUUCCUUGGAUCGUGGAGUUUCUUUCCCUUGUGGAUCAUAUUGCUCCUUUCCUUGAUUACUAUAGGAAGGUAUUUUGUCUGUUGCUGCAGGUAUACAGGCUAAUGGUCCUUUCUGAAGACAAAGAGAUGAGUUUCCUGAACAAACUGCUGAUCCUUGCAGUUCUGGGUUGGCUUUUUCAGGUUCCAUCAGUCCCUGAAGAAUUGUUUUUUGCCACGGAUGUCAGGCAGGAGGGAUUGGUGAUGGAUACUGUGACAUCUGCUCCGGCUUUGGACUCUGUGCCCUUGGUGGAUCAGCAGUUACUUUAUACCUGCUGCCCCUAUCUUGGAGAGCUGCGGAAACUACUUGCCUCUUUUGUGGCUGGUAGUGGAGUAAAAAAUGGUGGCUUUAUAAGGAAAAUCACUCCAACAGCUGCAGAGUCCUUGGCACCAAAGACUUCCAUUACACAACGGAAACUGCAGGUAGAGCUGGAACAGGCCUUCUUCCACAACCAGCCUCCCUCUCUGCGGAGAACAGUUGAGUUUGUGGCAGAGAGAGUGGGAUCAAACUGUGUUAAGCACAUCAAGGCAACGCUGGUAGCAGAGCUGGUUCAAAGGGCUGAAGUCAUGUUGCAGGAUAAAGUGAAGGAGGAGGAUGCUAAUCAUGAUAAGCUGCUUGAAGAGGUGUGCGCUCAUCUGUAUGUUGAAGGAGCCCAGGCACUUAUCAAAGGCAGAGAAUUUUGCAAAAAGAAAGGUCCUGAGGCGGUAAGGGUCUUAUUGCCAGAAGAAACAUCUGCAGCAGUUUUGAGUAGUGCAGAAGACAUUGCAGUGGAGCUGGCUACUGAGAAGGCCUGUGGCUGGCUUUCUGCUAACAUUGCAGCAUUGAUUAAAAGAGAAGUGAAGGCAACAUUCAACAGAAUGCUGAAAGUCCCAGGACUUCCCUUGCCCAAUGAGGAUGCUGUGGAGUUGAGAAGGGACUGCUCUCCGGGCUGUCUGCACCGGGCACCAUUUCCCUCUCAAAUAAUCAAUGAGAUUAAGGAUGUGCUCUGCAUUGCUGUGGGCCCACGGGACGAAGGGGAAGUGAUUGAUCCUGGCUGGCUGGAGUGCUUGCUGGGUAGACUGAGUCAGACGCUUCGGUGCAGAAAGUUCAUGUGUCCCACAUCAGAACAACAGCUGGCCAAGUGCACGGUUGAGUUGGCUUCUUUGCUGGUUUCAGGUCGUGUUCCUCUUAGUCUUGGGAUCAAGCCUCCAGAGGAGAGCUCCGAGAGGCUCCGAAUGAAGAAUAAUCCCAUAUAUGACCUUCUGAAACUGCUGCUUUCUGUCUGGAAGGAGGACUUUGGGACACCUGUUCCUGUGCAGCUGAUGUUCAGCAGGAAGAACAUUGGCUAUCUUGCAGAAGUGAAGCAGCAAGAGUGGGAUUUGUUCCAUUUCAUCCUUCAUGGUCUUGUAGAAUGUGAUCUAAUGAGAACCAGUGAAAUAGAGAGUUGCUUGCGUAGCCUUGAAGAGCUCCCUUGGCCCUCAGAUUUCUUAAAAGCUCUGGACAGCAUUUCCAGUUUAUUUCUGUCGGAACAUCUCAUAGAAGAGCCCAGGAGUAACCCCUGUGACCUGACCAGACAAUCUCUAGGUACCGUGACAGCACAAAGUUAGUGGAGAUGGACUCUUUGAGGAUAGAAAUUACUAAUGAAGAUGCAGAUGGAAUUUUUAGUGUUUCUGAAUGCACUGUGAGGUCCUUGCUGGGAAAAUACUGCAUAUAGGAGGUCUCUGUGUGCAAAACCAGCACUGGUCUUUCUGUUUAUGGAUGUGUUGCACUGGUGACUGCUGAAGGAUUCAUAUCAGCAAAUAGAUCGCCAAGUCAGAAGUUCUUUAAGCACCUUGAUCAUUGCUCAGAGCAGCUGUUUUUUAGACUCAUUGACACUUUUGUAUUUGUACAAUAACAGACUGUGGUCAAACCAGGAAUCGAGUGGACAAGUCCCUCUGUGAAGCAGGGGUAUUGCUUCCUGGUGACUGGCUCAUCUCUGAACUUAAUGUGGUUUCUUGCCAGGGGAGGGAAAAGGUAACCUGUUCUACAAGAAGAUGAGCCUGUAUUUAUUUUUCACUGUGAGCUCAAUUUCAAAGAUUUGAUUUUAAUGUUUUUAGGGCUCAUUUUAGAAGUUAAAACAUAUUAAAUAUAUAUGCACCAGAACAUGUGUAACAUUAUUCUUAAAGGAUCUAGAUGAUUAAGUUAAGUUUUCUUCCACCUCUUGAUGGAAACGGAACUUGUUAUUUCUUGGAAUUUUUAAUUGAAAUAAGGGAGAAAAUACUUGAUUAUAUUUUUCACUGAAGGCAGUUGGCAGUAUUUUUAUGACUCUUUUUAUAGUAUGUGAACAUAAAUGGUAUGUAGCUGCUAUUUCUUGUUUUUUAUAAUCCUCCUUGCCUUGAGUUUGAAUUUUAUCAGACAGGAAAUACUCCAGCGAGUGAACUACAGACUGGAUAAACAGACAAGAAAUUUAGUGGGGAAAAAAGCAGUGUCACCUUCUGGAGAGCUGGUAUGAAAGGAAUCCUUUUUGUGCGGGGCAGUGGGCACUUCUUGCUCUGGUGGAUAGAUCAUUAAGCCAGGGUGCAAGUUCCCUUUCACCCACCAGGCAUCUCCUUCAGCAGGAGUUUGUGUUCGGGAAUGCUGGGAGUUAGCAGAAAAUUACCUGCUUGUUAGAUGUCUCAGGACAGUUUUUCAGAGGAUUUUUUUUCCUUUUGUCUAGGAGUCUGCCAUUAGUACCGGUUUGUCAGAAAGCAAAUAUUGUGUUAAGACCAAUGUUUGGACAAAAUGAAGCUGGUUAUCUUGCUGAUUAAGUUACCUCUUCCUUGUAUAAGGUGGAAAAAAGUAGCAUUCUCGGCUGGGCUGGAGGGGAAAAACACAACCAGGACUAACUAGGUAGAACUGUGGCAUCUGUUGAAAUGUGUGAUACAGAGAGGAAUGUCAGCAUCUGAACUCCUUUGAGGUUGACUGGGCAUACACCAUCUGCGUGCCUUUUUUUUUAUUAUUUAUUUUCUUUCUGGGAUUUUAAGACAUGACUGAGUCAGAGGUUCCCUAAAAAGUAGGUGUGCUGUGUGUCUGGUAAAAGCAGGGUAAUGCGAAUUGAGAUAGCGAGUACAGUCUAUUGUUUCAUACCUACUCCCUGAGGCUGAGCAUUAUGUGAUGUUUUGCUGCAGAGCUCACUUGAAGUUGUUGUUUGUAAUAAUAAAUAUGAUUAAAUGUCCUGUUUUGCGUCCAAGCUGGUGAUAUAUAGCCUCUUUGUACUGGGACAAAGUACAAAAAGGCGCCUUGCCCACAAAGCAUGGUGCAGAAAACAUGUGGUAAUGUCUGUCCUGCGUGCUGCUGAUUUGCUUGUACUGCAGAACCUCUUCUAUUUUAUUACUUGACUGUGAGAGAUGGAGGGAGAAGCUAGAGUGAUAAAAAAAAAAAAAAAAGGCGCUCAGUCUCUGGAACUGAAUUUAUUUGGAUAUCUAAAACUGUUUGCAUAGAUAAUGCAGCCACAGGUGUUUUCAUGAACUCAACCUAUCUCAGUUAUCCUUCUGUAAUAUGAUACGCUUGGAGGUGUUUAUUUAAAAGGUGAUCAAACCUGAAGAUCAGUUUACUACUGCCAGAGAAUGUAAUUGUGUCCCAUUGGGCAGAAGUCAGUCUGUUCUUCAGUGUUGUCCAGCAGGUAAGAAACACCUCUGUUUCUGUUUUCUUACAUUGUCAUGUCAUUAAUCUACAUAGUUAAUGGGUAUCUCACAUUACUUAUGCUUGGUGGCUUUGGGGAAGCUAGGCACCUGACUCUGCAGCCAAUCUUUGCAAAGAAGCAUACAGCACUCUGGGCAGGUAGGAGACCUAUGAGACCUACGUCUUCUAUCACAAGCUAACCUCUUUGGCUUCAUCCAGGUAAGUGUUCGCUGAGUAGAACAAUACCUCCUCCUGUGUAAGUACAGUUCCAGACAGCUAUAUUAACAGCAAAUACCACAGGGCAUUUUUUUUUCUUGUGUAGAAAAUACAUUUUAUUGUGGAUAUGAAAAUAGCAAUCUUGAUUAAGAGCAGAGAUGCAACAGCAGGUGGUACAGAUGCUCAGUCUGAUCAUCUACUGCUCAGCAGUAAUUGACAGGAAGCUGGGUUUUUCCCAUUGUAGUUUAACAAAGUAGAUGAUGUCUGCUAGGUUUUAUUUCUUCCUUCCCAACAAACCAUUGCCAUACAUUAACAGGUACUAAAAAUGUUAUAUUUGCAAAAGAAAACAUCCAUAUAAAUAGGCUUUUUAGUAUCAAUUGACAGUCGUAUUAAAAAAAAAAGUUACAUUAAUACCGAUAAAAAUAAAAAUUAGCUUUGAUAGCAUAUAAAAAUGCUUCAAAACAAGCAUAUAUAAAUAACUUAAUUUGUAAACAUAGAAAAACCAAUCUUAUGUAUAUAUAAAAAUAAACAUCUGAUGCACUGUACAAUAAGACAUUAUCCUUCAUAGGCACUGGUUUCAUUGACACAGGAGUCCCCCUAGAUGUUUUUCCUACAAAAACUGCUUUAACUCUAGUGCCGUCUCCAAAAUAAAAGGGAAAAAAAGCGAAGCACUGAGCAAAUCUUCUGUGGACUGUCUGAAGGCCACUCUUCUCCUCCUGCAAUCCCUUCUGGAAGCAGCACUGGUGACAGCCAAUAAAUACACCUUGCUGCAGUUUCUGCUCACUUUUUCUAGGGCUUUAAUGUAUUACCUUGUUCAAGCUUCUUUGCUUUGCCGCCCCCAGAAAGGUACGACAGGCUGCAAAUCUGGACAUCUGCCUUUUGGUGCAGUUGCUGAGGCUGUGGAAGUUGUGCAGUGCUGCAGGUGAAGCAUCCCCUGAUGCAGCUUGGCAGGCUGCUAAGAAAGGCUGAGCCUCACCCCAGGAGAACGGAACCUGUAACCAAACACUUGAAGCCUGACAACACAAGCAUUGGACAGAGCUCAACAGCUGCAAGAUGCUGUUGAAUGUUCCAGUUUCUUGAUCAAUGCUAACUGGCAAGGAAGUGUGCUAAUCGAGCAAUGACCAAAGGCUGCUGCUUAGCAACGGAGCUCAGGAGCUGUGCUGGGAUAGCUGGGGCACCCAGAUCCACCUGUACAAGGUAGAAGAAAGGCAUGUGUUGCACGACCCAUUUUUGAACAAACACUUUCCCCAGGCUCAACUAGCUCUGGUGCUGCACAUAAAAUAUUAAGCACAAAAGUAGUUUACAGCCAAAUACUGUAACUUCUGUGGUGGAUUGGAUCUUUUUCUUCCCAAUACUCCAUAGACUUUGAAGGCUUUGCAUAUUUGAUAGUAGUUUCAGCAAGCACAAACCACACUGGUUUUGGGUUUGAGCUUAAAUAUUGCUAGUUCAAAACACAAGUGUAGUGUUACAUGCAUAAAAUGUGUAGAAAAUUUUAAAAUGCGUUAUAAAGGUAUAUGCUAAUCAUUACUAUUUAAGGUUAGGUUUUUUUUUAAAUUACCUACAUAAAAUGUUUUUUUAGUGUAAGUUUAAAGGAGUAAUUCUAAUUGUCACUAGCUGCCUUCUAAAAUAAAUUACACAGCAUGGUAUUCUUUUCUAGAUGUAUUUAGGUGCUCAGCACCACUGUCUUAAAGGAGCUCGCUCUUUCAGAUGACUCUGAGAAAGUCUUGCCCUCCAUUGACUGCAUUCUUAACUAGAAUCCUCAUCUUCUCUUUUGUAUUUAUUUAAAUACAAAAACUUAAUGACUUCUCUUGAAGAAAGUUAACAACAUGCAUUUCCAUAUGUGUCAAAAAUAGCGUUAGCAGAGGUAGAAGUCUAUGUCCCCAACAAGAUAGAAAUGAAAGUGAGAUUCUCCAGUCCGUAAACACUGAACAUAGCAUGUACUGGUUCACUGUGCAAAAGCAGAAUGUACAAAAGUUGUGAAUAAACAUUUAGAAAAGAGA
Phasianus colchicus (ring-necked pheasant) is the source of this 8254-nucleotide messenger RNA. NCBI's taxonomy places the organism in Eukaryota, Metazoa, Chordata, Aves, Galliformes, Phasianidae. The record is from RefSeq and is a predicted model, not a curated record.